AUGGAAGUCAACCCUCCUACCACUCCACACGGUCCGUCGAAGAGAAAGUCUCCCUCUUCUGACACCAACGGCUCCCCGCAACCCAGCAGCCAUAAGCGUCAGAGAGCCAUCGAGCGCGAGGAGCCUGCACUCAAGCUGAGCGACUCUUCUCCAAACCAGCACAUCACGUCGCCAGGAAAAAUCCUGGAGUCAGAGCACGAAGACGAGGAGUCUGAAAGGGAUACAACAGUGUCAGACCCCUUGGACAUCGAAUUCGAAGGUGCAACCGACGAUCAAUCUCACCUCACUGGCGAUCGUAAUCGUCCUCUUCGCAGAAACACUCGCACGCCAAUUUUGGUCCCAGUCGAGCCCGAGCUGUCGACAAGUGACAUCGACGACCUGCUCUCCGGUUCAGAGGUUGACUUGGACUUAGAGGACGAAGACUCGGACUCCGUGACCAAAGGAUCACCUUCUGGCCGAAAACCCAGCCAGAGCGAGGAGCGAUAUUACAUGGCCAUGUGUAAUAUCGACUAUUACAACUCCCUUUCCGAGCCGGACCUCCGCCGUGAGGCUAUUCGUUGGAUGGAGGAGAACUCUCGUGCUGACCCCAAGGGCACCGUCGUCUACCCUCCACCGUGGUACAUCGCCACUCGCUUCGAACCACCUCGUCCUAGAUUGUGGAUCAAGGAUUUCUUCUCGGGUAGAGUUCGUCCGCGUCAGCUAGUUAAUGACCGGCUGGCCGAGAUGACCGUCGCCCAGAGGGAGAAGUGGGCGAGAGAACAUGGAAUGGGAGGGUACGACGAUGAGGACACCGAGUAA
Neurospora crassa OR74A is the source of this 798-nucleotide messenger RNA. RefSeq lists its product as hypothetical. NCBI's taxonomy places the organism in Eukaryota, Fungi, Ascomycota, Sordariomycetes, Sordariales, Sordariaceae. Bases 1 to 798 code for a protein of 265 amino acids. The transcript has a single exon. The record is from RefSeq and is a predicted model, not a curated record.